This is a messenger RNA of Cottoperca gobio, 727 nucleotides long. RefSeq names its product interleukin 10 (gene il10). The record is from RefSeq and is a predicted model, not a curated record. The coding region runs from base 80 to 391 and encodes 103 amino acids. NCBI's taxonomy places the organism in Eukaryota, Metazoa, Chordata, Actinopteri, Perciformes, Bovichtidae. The transcript is spliced from 3 exons.
UCGUGCACGCAAGGAAAGAGUUAGCAUUACCAGGCAGCGCUUUCCCUCCCUCCUUCAGAGCCCAUUUGCUUGCCACGCCAUGAACAGCAUACUGGAUUUUUAUCUGAGGACGGUUCUGCCGACAGCCAUGGCCGGAGUGACGGAGGACACCAAGGACUUAAGGCCUCCCAUGGAGUCCAUACAGAUGAUCUUCGACGAGCUCAAGAGUGAGGUCACCAAAUGUAGAAAUUAUUUCUCCUGCCAGAAACAGUUCGACAUCAAAAACCUAAACUCUACUUACACUCAGAUGGAGAGUAAAGGUCCAUAUAAGGCCAUGGGUGAGCUGGAUCUGCUGUUUAACUACAUUGAGACGUAUCUGGCUUCCAAAAGGCACAGAGUGGCCACCGUUUGAUGACCUGCUGACCCUAAUCAAAAUGUGAACAUGUUCAUCUCAGGAAAAGAAAUGACAGCCACUGACUACUGCACUCUAUUGUAUUCAAUGAAAUCCGUUAUUUUCAGGGUGUUGCCAGAUGCUGUUGCUAAACUGAUGUCUUUGUUAUUCUGAGACUUCUGUUUUUGUCCUGAGGACAAGUUUCUGUAUUAGGAUCAUAUUGAGUCCUACACAUAUGAAGGUACGACCAAGACUGUCACUUAUGAAGCUGUGAUAUUUAUUUUUGUAUUACAUGUAAUGUGUAUUUAUGAUGACCAAUAAUGUAUUGUUAUAGAUGAAUAAAUGACUUGUUGAUAA